This is a messenger RNA of Xenia sp. Carnegie-2017, 1176 nucleotides long. Its product is annotated as mitochondrial carrier protein Rim2-like. Bases 90 to 1037 code for a protein of 315 amino acids. NCBI's taxonomy places the organism in Eukaryota, Metazoa, Cnidaria, Anthozoa, Malacalcyonacea, Xeniidae. The transcript has a single exon. Gene Ontology annotation, biological process: pyrimidine nucleotide import into mitochondrion. The record is from RefSeq and is a predicted model, not a curated record. Gene Ontology annotation, molecular function: pyrimidine nucleotide transmembrane transporter activity. Gene Ontology annotation, cellular component: mitochondrion.
AGUUGUCAAACUUUCUUGAACUAAAAGAGAACGUAAAUGAAUGCAAAGAGAAAAUUUUCUCGUAAAACUUAAAGCCAUUGCUUGAAACGAUGGAUAAAAGCUUGAAAUCAUCGGAUCUUAUUGCAGGAGGUUUAUCAGGUGCUGUUGCGACGACUGUAACUUACCCGCUUGAAGUUCUGAAGACAAGGUUACAAUCUUCAUCUUUCGCCAUCCGAAGUGUUCCCAAUAAAUCAUCGCAACAACUUCUGCGACCAAGCACAAAGUUUGGCUUACUUAAUGGACAAAUUUCUCCGAUAAGACAUGCCUCUUUGUAUUCAUGUACCAGGCAAAUGGUUCAAAACGAAGGUUAUGUGUUAUUUUUUCGUGGGUUUCUUGCUAAUGUCACAGCUGUUUCACUAUCAAAGGCGUUUUAUUUUCCUGUAUACACAAAGUGUAAACGUUUCCUGGGAAAUGGAAAUGACAAAUCAAGGAAUGCAAUCGUUCACAGUUUUUCUGCUGCGUCAGCGGGCUUCGUUAGUGCCACACUUACCAAUCCCGUAUGGUUUUGGAAAACUAGAUUGCAACUUGACAUUUCUGUUGGUAAUCAGAAAUUGGCAAAAAAAAUCCCUAUAGCCGUUCAAAUAUAUAAAAAGGAAGGAAUUCAAGUUUUCUUUAGUGGCUUGACGGCUUCCUAUCUUGGGAUUGGCGAAACAGUAAUUCAAUUUGUCCUGUACGAAUUCAUAUGUAGUGUACAAAGAGAUCGAAGAAAGAGCGGGUCUGAAGAACAAACGGUGAACGUUUCCAGCUGUAUGAUAGCAGCCUCUAUAUCUAAAACUAUAGCUACUGUUGCUGCUUAUCCUCACGAGGUCUUCAGGACUCGUUCAAGAGAACAUCAAAACGUUGGAAAACCGAUCUUACAAUUAUUUAAAGAAAUAUUAAGUAAUGAAGGUUGGCAAGCAUUGUACAGAGGUUUAGGUCCCCAUCUUAUUCGACAAGUGCCAAACAGUGCUGUUUUAUUUUUGACCUACGAAAGUAUUACGCAAUGUGCUAAUCGUUAGAUUGUUUAAUUGUAUGUUAAACAGUUAUUGAUAGAUCAAUCAUCAACGUAUGUAGAAUUACAUGUACAUGUAAAUAAUGAAGACUGUAAAUUGUAAUGAUGAAAUAUAAGUGCAAAUAAUGUUGGUCGUUCCUUUUCAA